AUGACUGAAAGGCAGGACCUCAACACCGUACUGCAGGGCAUGAACGCCCAGAUCCAGUCCCUGCAGCAAGCACAGGCUACUACUACCCGGGAACUGGGGGCCGCGAAGGCAAAAUUCGUGGACGCCGAAAGGAUGUACAUCAUCCUGCAUUUGGAGGUUUUCGAAACCCUUCUGUUGUCCAUGAUGGCAGUGGACCGCUACAUUGCAGUGGUGCAUCCACUUAGAUACCCUUCUCUAGUUUCAAACAAAGUGAUUUGGGUUGUGGUCUUACUGUCCAAUGCUGUUGGUAUCAUGGUCAUUACCCCGUUUGUCAUGUUUGCUAAAGAGCUUCGUUUUUGUCACACUAAUGUCUUGCCAUAUUGUUUUUGUGACUACACCACGAUGGUUCGAGUGGCAUGCAAUGAAGAUCCCAAGUAUUUAAUUCUUAUAUCUACAGUGGCCGCUAUCCUUGGUGGAGUUCCAUUGCUUCUCAUCCUGUUCUCCUAUGGCAGGAUUGCUCAGGUGGCCCUCCGAAUUUCUUCUACUGAUGGCAAAAGGAAAGUUUUCAGCACUUGUCUCACUCACCUGCUGGUUGUGGAGCUUCUUUACAUUCCUCUACUGACCUCGUACAUAUUCCCCGGGGCAGGAGUACAACUGUCUGCUGAGACCUACAAUACCAUGGUCAUUGUGGGGAAUAUCGUCCCACCUAUGAUGAAUCCCUUAAUCUAUAGCUUCAGGAACAAGGAGAUAAAGAAUGGCAUUUACAGACUUUUUACAGGAAAGAGAACUUCACCUGAUAUGGACAAACAUUAG
Polypterus senegalus (gray bichir) is the source of this 792-nucleotide messenger RNA. RefSeq names its product olfactory receptor 10A5-like. Gene Ontology annotation, cellular component: membrane. The transcript is spliced from 2 exons. Gene Ontology annotation, molecular function: olfactory receptor activity; G protein-coupled receptor activity. NCBI's taxonomy places the organism in Eukaryota, Metazoa, Chordata, Cladistia, Polypteriformes, Polypteridae. The coding region runs from base 1 to 792 and encodes 263 amino acids. Gene Ontology annotation, biological process: G protein-coupled receptor signaling pathway. The record is from RefSeq and is a predicted model, not a curated record.